Ricinus communis (castor bean) is the source of this 1090-nucleotide messenger RNA. RefSeq names its product xyloglucan endotransglucosylase protein 1. The transcript has 3 exons. Bases 115 to 993 code for a protein of 292 amino acids. Gene Ontology annotation, molecular function: xyloglucan:xyloglucosyl transferase activity; hydrolase activity, hydrolyzing O-glycosyl compounds. NCBI's taxonomy places the organism in Eukaryota, Viridiplantae, Streptophyta, Magnoliopsida, Malpighiales, Euphorbiaceae. The record is from RefSeq and is a predicted model, not a curated record. Gene Ontology annotation, biological process: cell wall biogenesis; xyloglucan metabolic process. Gene Ontology annotation, cellular component: apoplast; cell wall.
UAAAAUUCUCUCUUAGAAUUAUUGCUAGUUCUGAUCCUAUUUAACACCUGUAUAUAUAAAGGCCUUCUAGUAGUAGCACAUAGAGUCCACCCAUCAAAUUAUAUCUGAUCAGGAAUGGCAAUUUACAUGCUCUCAAUAGUGUCGUUUUCCUUUGCUUUCUUUCUGGGUCCUUUCAUGGCUGCUUUGGCCAUAGGUAAUCUCAACCAAGAGAUUGACUUGACAUGGGGGGGUGAUCGUGCUAAGAUAAUUGGCGGCGAUGUUCUUUCCCUGACUCUUGACAAGGCCUCCGGCUCUGGUUUCCAGUCUAAGAAAGAGUAUCUCUUUGGAAGAAUAGACAUGGAAAUCAAACUAGUUACUGGCAAUUCUGCUGGAACUGUCACUGCUUAUUAUUUAUCGUCUCAAGGGCCUUAUCACGAUGAAAUAGAUUUUGAGUUCUUGGGAAACCUUAGUGGGGACCCAUAUACCGUACAUACUAAUGUGUAUACACAAGGUCAAGGAAAUAGGGAGCAACAGUUUCACCUCUGGUUCGACCCAACUAAAAGUUUUCAUCUCUAUUCUAUUGUAUGGAACCCCCAACGCGUCAUUUUCUUGGUAGACAAUAUCCCCAUACGAGUAUACGAAAAUGAAGAAUCAAUUGGAGUUCCAUUCCCUAAAAACCAGCCCAUGAAACUUUACUCAAGCCUCUGGGAUGCUGAUCAGUGGGCAACAAGAGGUGGGCUUGUAAAAACAGAUUGGUCAAAGGCUCCUUUCAUAGCAUACUACAGAAACUUCAGAGCCAAUGCAUGCUUAUGGUCUUCAGGUCUGUCUUCUUGUUCGUCAAAGACUACGAAUCCUACUUCUAGCGGCGGUUGGCAAACUCAAGGGCUCGAUGCUGAUGGUCGAAGAAGACUUAGAUGGGUGCAAAAGUAUUACAUGAUUUACAACUAUUGCACAGAUUAUAAGCGAUUUUCUCAAGGUCGUCCACGUGAGUGUCGGCGAUCUAGGUUCCUUUAGAUAAAUAAAAGCAAAGGUCUGUUGCUUGAAUAUGGGAUUGUAAGAUAUGUACACGUUUAAUUUUACUGUUGUAAAACUAAUUCUCUUUUCCAUUUUA